Heterotrigona itama is the source of this 609-nucleotide messenger RNA. Lineage: Eukaryota; Metazoa; Arthropoda; Insecta; Hymenoptera; Apidae. The record is from the annotation of a GenBank genome assembly.
AUGAGAGAGAAACACGGUCGAUCGAAUAUGUUGAAUCUGUUCGGUAACAAGAUGAUGAUGGAAAACGGCGAGAGUGUGCAUGAAGGAUCAAGCAGAUCCAGGAUGGAGCAACUGGCACUGCGGGUCCUCGUCGAGGACAAGCAGGAAGUCUCGAGAGGGACGCUUCCGUCCGCGAUGGCCUCGAUCACAAUGGUGCGUGAGAGGGAUAAAGGGGUGUUAGAUAGUGUGCCAAUGAACGUUUUCACAAAACAUGAUCUUAAAGUAUCGCUUCCUUCCGUUUUCCUAUGUUUCACCGUAACGAUUUCCGUUUCGCCUCUCUGUGCCGAAGAGAGACUGAAAUUUCGCCAUCUUUUAUUUCGCCGUUUCGCUCGUUUCGUACUAGUGAAGCUAUUUCAUUUCCGUACCACGUGAUCUCUUCCAACGAGAUGAAAAAAAAAAAACGUAUCGAGUGAAGUAGGAAAGAAGAUAAGAGAUAAAAAGAAAAAAGAACAUUUAACAUCAGCAUCGUACGACAAUAACUUGAAUUCUUCUCAGAUUCAGAGUGUCUGCUGCGAAAAUUCUCAGGUGAACAGCGCGAUAUCAAAGAUUGACCGAGGGUUGCGAGCCUAG